AUGUAUAUGCAUACAGUGGCAACCAAGUUGAUUGACAAGCGGUUUGAGGAUUUCUCUUCUGAAAUUGCUGGAUUGCGUCCAAAAAUGGAUGUUUUACAUUGGAUCGGCAUGAUGCUACAUAUAACUCAGAGCAUUUUUGGAUUGGUUGCUAAUGGUAUUCUGAGCUUCCUAGUACUGAAAAGAACUCCAAAACAAUUGUCGACAUACUCCGUUCUUAUUCUCAAUACCGCCAUCUGUGAUUUUGUUUCAUGCGCUGCUGCUCUAUUCGUACAACAAAGAAUAAUCGCUAGUGGCUUUAGUGUUUUCUUUGUUUCCUAUGGACCGUGCACAUUUUUUGGGACAUUGUCUUGCUUUAUUGGCAUGGUCGAGAGUCUACUGACUUCAAGUCAUAUAAAUCCAAAGUCACCUUGUAGAUGCGCCGUGAUGAUGCAUUGUUAUGCGCACGGACUAUGGAGUUUAGUCUACUCCUUCUCAUAUCGUUAUUACGUCUUAUGGCAUCGGAAGCCGAAGAGCAGCACUGUUAUAUUCAUUACUAUCCUGAUGUAUAUGCCUUCGCUGUCCCUGUUUACAAUCUACUCCUUCGCCAAUGAUGAUGAAACCGAGUUGAGAACAACUGUGGAGGCAAAAUUUGGUUACGACAUGAGUUCUGAAUGCGUUAGCGGUCAUGUAAACGUAAUCAGUUGGAAGGCAUUUCCUGCCUUCCUGUACUCGAUGCUACCAAUCGCUCCAGCCUAUGUGGCCAUUCUUGUACUCAGAAGAUUAACUAUUUUAAAAUUGGUCAACGAAAAAACCAUUUCCGAAAAUUCUCGUCGUCUUCAGUCGCAGCUUCUCCAGGUUGGUUCAUAUACCCAUGAAGGUAUAAUUAAAAUAAGGAUAGGCUUGCCAGUGAAUUGCACAUGUUAUCUUUUGGUAUCGAGGUUUUCAACGAGACAUCAAUUCGAAAUUUUCUUCCAGGCACUUACCGUGCAGGCUUGUCUGCCCGUUUUUUUCCUAAUUGCAAUUAUCAUGUUUACGACAGGACUGCUGAACAUCUAUCAUCAUCCGAUCCCUGAACAUCUUUCCUUUGUUAUAAUGGGAUUCACUCCAAUGUUAACACCUCUUACAUCUCUGUAUUUCAUUCGGCCGUAUCGCGUUUGGAUGCUAAGGACGUUCCUUCCAAGCAACGAGGCUGUUACUUCUUCACUACCUACAUAA
This is a messenger RNA of Ostertagia ostertagi, 1194 nucleotides long. Lineage: Eukaryota; Metazoa; Nematoda; Chromadorea; Rhabditida; Trichostrongylidae. The record is from the annotation of a GenBank genome assembly.